AUGGCAAAUGCUCGGUACGACAACUGGCGACGUCAAGUCGUGCGAGUUCGGAGGUUUCGGUCUUAUUCUGUCAUUGACAUUGACCCCAUGGCGCAUGGUGGGGUAACAAUCUGGUCUGGUAGAUGUGGAGAUAUCAACUGGGGUGGUGAUGCCUUUGUUUCGGCCAAGAUUAGCAAAUCAUCCUCGGCCUGGGCGAGAAUUUGCUCUGAAUGCUGCGAUUCAUGGUCAAUGCACAUGCCAUUAGAGAAUGGUGUAAAGUUUGUGUCAGAUGCCGCGUUACUUACUUCACAAGCCUUGGGCCAUGCAGAUCGAUUUGACGCCCAUCUCCAAAUGCAGGGUAAAGCCGAGUUGAGAGUCCCGAUGAUUACGUACCUAGGUACCUUGAUCACUGCAAAGACUCGAUACAGCACCCUUUGCAGUUGUCUCCAAAAUACGAUUCAUCAGACAUGGCGAUGUUGCAUUUCGGUUUCGGUACUGUCUCUGCAGCAAGGACUUGACACUCUCCCGUUGUUGUCCACAUCUGACUUCGACAGCUCUGGCCUUCCGGGUUCAGCCGUGUUCAACCAAUAUGCAGUAAAUUAUUCGGACAGCACCGUUUUUCGAGCACAGUACCGGUAUUCGGAAGCCAAACUCUCUAUUUUCGUGCCUUAA
Messenger RNA from Pochonia chlamydosporia 170, 651 nucleotides. RefSeq lists its product as hypothetical. The transcript has 3 exons. Lineage: Eukaryota; Fungi; Ascomycota; Sordariomycetes; Hypocreales; Clavicipitaceae. The coding region runs from base 1 to 651 and encodes 216 amino acids. The record is from RefSeq and is a predicted model, not a curated record.